This is a messenger RNA of Pipistrellus kuhlii (Kuhl's pipistrelle), 803 nucleotides long. RefSeq names its product peptidyl-prolyl cis-trans isomerase A. Gene Ontology annotation, molecular function: peptidyl-prolyl cis-trans isomerase activity. The transcript is spliced from 5 exons. Gene Ontology annotation, biological process: protein folding; protein peptidyl-prolyl isomerization. Lineage: Eukaryota; Metazoa; Chordata; Mammalia; Chiroptera; Vespertilionidae. The coding region runs from base 88 to 582 and encodes 164 amino acids. The record is from RefSeq and is a predicted model, not a curated record.
GGGUCCAGGCGCGGCUAUAAGAAGGGCAGGCGGCGGCGCUCGUGCCGCUUUGCAGACGCCGCCACCCGAAGCCGUCCGUGACCAGCCAUGGUGAAUCCGACCGUGUACUUCGACAUCGCCGCGGAUGGCGAGCCCUUGGGCCGCGUCUCCUUCGAGCUGUUUGCAGACAAAGUUCCAAAGACAGCAGAGAACUUCCGUGCACUGACAACUGGGGAGAAAGGAUUUGGUUAUAAAGGUUCUUGCUUUCACAGAAUUAUUCCGGGAUUUAUGUGCCAGGGUGGUGACUUCACACGCCAUAAUGGCACAGGCGGCAAGUCCAUCUAUGGGGAGAAGUUUGCGGACGAGAACUUCAUCCUGAAACACACAGGCCCUGGCAUCCUAUCCAUGGCGAAUGCUGGGCCCAACACAAACGGCUCCCAGUUUUUCAUCUGCACUGCCAAGACCGAAUGGUUGGAUGGCAAGCAUGUGGUCUUCGGCCAGGUGAAAGAAGGCAUGGAUAUUGUGACGGCCAUGGAGCGCUUUGGGUCCAGGAAUGGCAAGACCAGCAAGAUGAUCACCAUUGCCGACUGUGGGCAACUCUAAUAAAUCUGACGUGUUUUAUCUUCACCAGACCAUUCCUUCUGUAGCUCAGGAGAGCACCCCUUCAUCCCAAUUUGCUUGGAAUGUUCCAUAAUCUAUAUGUGCUCUUGCCAGUUCAUUGGGUUCCAUCAUUUCCUUACCCCUUCCCAGUCUAGCUGGAUUGCAGAGUUAAGUUUAUGAUUAUGAAAUAAAAAACUAUAAACAGUUGUCUGUCCUUUGGGUUU